AUGGCGUCCGCCGCAGGUAAGAGCAGGAUCCUGGUGGUCGGCGGCACGGGGUACCUGGGCAGGCACGUCGUGGCGGCGAGCGCGAGGUUGGGCCACCCCACCUUGGCGCUCGUCAGGGACACCGCCCCCUCCGACCCGGCCAAGGCGGCGCUGCUCAAGAGCUUCCAGGACGCCGGCGUCACGCUCGUCAAGGGCGACCUGCACGACCAGGCUAGCCUGCUCAGCGCCAUCAAGGCUGCGGACGUGGUCAUCUCCACGGUCGGGGCGCCGCAGAUCGCUGACCAGACAAGGCUCAUCGACGCCAUCAAGGAGGCCAGCAACGUCGACACUGUAGUUUUUCCCCAAAAUUUCAGCCAGAAUUUCGCAAUUUCAAUGUUUUCGUUGGUGAUAAAGAAAACUCAGCCACUAGCUAGCUAG
This is a messenger RNA of Miscanthus lutarioriparius, 417 nucleotides long. NCBI's taxonomy places the organism in Eukaryota, Viridiplantae, Streptophyta, Magnoliopsida, Poales, Poaceae. The record is from the annotation of a GenBank genome assembly.